Messenger RNA from Dovyalis caffra, 1968 nucleotides. The record is from the annotation of a GenBank genome assembly. Lineage: Eukaryota; Viridiplantae; Streptophyta; Magnoliopsida; Malpighiales; Salicaceae.
AUGGGAGAAAUUCUAAGCCCUAAGCAGAGGCUCCCUAGGAUUCAAUCCCCAACUUCACCUUUCUUCUUAGGCUCCAAUGACGACAAGCUCGAGCGUGCUCAGGCGCGUGCUGCCCGCGCUGCCGCUAUCCGCCGCAAGCCCAUCGCCGCUCACUCUCAGCCACCGCCUUUCCAAGAUCCAGAUCUCUGCCUCGACAAGCAGCAGAUCCUCGACCUCUUCCAUAAUUGCAUCAAACUCGCCAGCGAAAAUAAAAUAAAUCAAAAAAACACAUGGGAGUUGAGUUUGAUAGACCAUCUAGCCGAGAUUAUCAAGGUAGAAGAAGAAAAUGACGCUGAGACCAAUUUUCAAAAGGCGAGUUGCACCUUAGAAGCUGGUGUUAAAAUCUACUCAUUAAGGGUUGAUUCUGUGCAUUCAGAGGCAUAUAAGGUGCUUGGUGGGAUUAAUAGAGCUGGUCUUGAAGAUGAAGCAGGUACUGUGGAGGGUGUUAAUGCUGAUAAUGGACAAGAGGAAAGCCAUUCAAAAAAAGAGACGGAGAAAAAGAUAUCACCUUUGUCCACAUUGGAACCUUCUUUCGAGGCUCUUAAUGUUAAGAAGUUUGAUGUUGCAUUUGCUGUGGAUCCACUGUAUCAUCAGACAUCUGCACAAUUUGAUGAAGGUGGAGCCAAGGGUCUUUUAUUGAACAAUCUUGGAGUGUAUGGUGGAUGUCGAGUGCUUUUCGAUUCACAAGAAGUACCAGGGAAGUGCGCAUCAUGUGAAAAUCAGCGUGAAAGGCUUGAUACAGUUGAUCUUUCUUUUGCUAGAGAUUACAUUGAACAGAUGGUAAUGAACAUGCGGACAAAGGAUGAAAUUUCACCAACUCUUAGGAAUAUAGUCAAUCAAUUUGACGAAGACAACCAACGGUCAUUAAAUUCUUUUCCAUCUCACCAGACAUCCGGUGACCAAUUUGAUAAAGAUGAUAUAACUUAUAAUAAUGGAGUCGAGUUCGAUGGUGAGACAUAUGAGAAUUGUGGGCCCUGGAAUGUAGAUCAAGAUGACCAAAGAAGUGUGAUUGAUGAGGAACCCAUUGUUGCAGAUACAACUUUUGCAAGUUAUCCUGAGGAAAAAGAGCCAUAUUUAUUUGACAACCCAGAUAUGGAUGACAGAUUUAAGGAAGUUGAUGCACAUUUGUUUUUGAGUUUGGGAUUUGCAUCGAAACGAAAUGAUUGGGCAGGUCCUGAUCAUUGGAAAUAUCGGAAAGUUAAAGAGGAUCAUUCCAUUACAGAAAAAGGAUCACCAGUAAGAACUAAGAGACCAAAGACUAAGAAGAAAGCAGAACUUGAUAUUGAUUUCACAAAAGCCUUGGAUGAAGAAAUGCCUGAUGUCUUUGCUCCUCCCAAAAAUGCAAAGUCGUUACUUCUGCCUGCAAAUAGACCACAGUGUAAUACAACAUUGCCAGAAGAUUGCCAUUAUCAGCCUGAGGAUCUUGCUAAAUUGUUCCUUCUACCUAAUUUAAUGUGCCUUGGGAAGAGAAGAAAAAUGUUUUCAGAUGACAUGAGGCAACAGUCAGAUGAUUGUGGACCACUGCCAUCAUGGGAUGGUGAAAGUGCCUUUGCUGGUCAAUUUGAUGAUGGAGAUGCCUACAGUGACGUGGAUGAACCCAGCAUCCUUGUUUCUCAGCCCCGCCAGGUAAAUAAAAUUGAAGUCCAGUAUGACAAGGCUUCUAAGCAAGUUGAUGUCCAGACACUAAAGGAAACUCUCUGGCACCAGUUACAAGAAUCUCCUCAAAUGCCUGUUCAGGAUCAAGAAGAGGCAGUGUCUUUCAAGGAUCUCUUGGCUAGGUUUCCUAGUGAUUGCGGAGCUGCUGCAACUAUCAAGGACAUUUCUCCUCAUUUGUGUUUCAUAUGCCUAUUACAUUUGGCUAAUGAACAUGGCUUGAGCAUCCGUGGUUGUGCUAGCUUAAAUGAUCUCAGCAUACAUCUCCCUCAGUAA